GUCAGCACUCUUGCAAUUGCCACGUGUACAGCUUAUAAUUUUAACUCAUUCUCUCUUAUUUUUCGUCGCCGAUUCGCUUCACCUUCCUCAUCAGUUUAAUAACCACAUCUUAGGUCUCAACGUAUACAUCCAACCCCAAUCAACAAAUCCCUUUUAUGAUCAUCAUCUCACUUAAAUACAAAGCAAUAUGGAAAGUGGAUUCGAAAUUCUGUUUGGCAUCGAUUCUGGAGGAUUUUCGAAAGCAAGGAAACGUUCGAGUUGGCGUUUGUUGAUUUCAGUUCGAAAAAAACCAUGAAAUUUAUAGGAAAGGAACGUAGAGUCUCUGAAUACUACAAGAAGCAAGAGAGGCUCCUCGAGGGUUUCAAUGAGAUGGAGACUAUAAAUGAAACUUGUUUUGCAUCUGGUGUUCCAACUAAGGAAGAAAUAAAGAAGCUUGCAAAGAGUGAGAGACUGGCAGUUCACAUAUCAAACGCAACAAAUUUGGUGCUUUUUGUGGCAAAGGUUUAUGCCUCCAUGGCUAUGUGAUUGCUUCAACUUUGGACUCUCUCUGGGA
This is a messenger RNA of Arabidopsis lyrata subsp. lyrata, 553 nucleotides long. Its product is annotated as metal tolerance protein 10. NCBI's taxonomy places the organism in Eukaryota, Viridiplantae, Streptophyta, Magnoliopsida, Brassicales, Brassicaceae. The transcript is spliced from 3 exons. The record is from RefSeq and is a predicted model, not a curated record. The coding region runs from base 292 to 525 and encodes 77 amino acids.